Molecule: messenger RNA, 912 nt
Organism: Plasmodium gallinaceum
Lineage: Eukaryota; Apicomplexa; Aconoidasida; Haemosporida; Plasmodiidae
Gene: PPM7
Product: protein phosphatase PPM7, putative
Exons: 9
Coding region: 1-912 (303 amino acids)
Biological process (GO): protein dephosphorylation
Molecular function (GO): protein serine/threonine phosphatase activity
Source: RefSeq, a predicted model, not a curated record
AUGCCAAUAGUUAACGGAACACAUGUAAUAUCUAUGAAAAAUUAUACUUUAAUAAGUGAUGGAUACGGCGAAAAAGGAGUAAAAAAAACUUACGAAGAUGAAUUUUUUAUUUGUGAAAAUUUAAAAAACUUCAAUAAAAGUCUACAUCCUAAUUUUAAUUUCUCUUGCUUCUGCCUUAUUGAUGGGCACAAUGGCAAGAAUACUGCAAUAUUUUUAAAAAAAAAUCUGGCUCAAGAAUUAUCAAAUAGUUUUUUUUCUAUUCAAAAAACAUAUGAUGAUACUCUUCCUAUACCCGAUCACUUUAUAAAAAUUGGUGUUAAUAAUGCUUGUAAAAAAGUUGAUGAAAAUUUGUCUAUUGAGUAUCCUAAUUGCAGAGAUGGUGCAACUUGUGUUAUCAUUUUAAUAAAAGAUGAUUAUGCCUAUAUAAUAAACAUAGGAGACUCUUCUGCAUAUUUAUGUAGAUAUUUAAAUAAUGCUAAUCAAGCUAUAGAACUAGUAGAUAUUCAUAAGCCUUGGGUAUUAUCAGAAAAAGAGAGGAUAUUAAAAAAUGGAGGUGUAAUAGAAAAUGGAAGAAUAAAUGAUAUAAUAGAUGUAACUAGAUCUUUUGGAGAUUUAUCAUUAAAGAAAUAUGGCUUAUUAUGUACAGGAACAUUUAAAAAGUUUCAAAUAAAUUCAAAUGACAAUUUCAUAAUUUUGGGAACUGAUGGAUUUUUUGGUUUUGUAGAUGUUAAUCAUAUAAUUAAUGAGAUAAUAAAUUUAUCAAAAAAGGAAGAAAGGAUGGUAAACAUUGAAAAAAAAAAGACUAUAUUUGAUGCAAAAAAUAUUUGUAAAAUUAUGGUUGAACAUGCAAUUAUAGAUAAAAAAUCACAGGAUAAUGUAACUGUUAUUUUAAUAAAAUUUUUUCACAAAUAA